AUGCAGUUAGACGAGGCCUAUAAAGUGGUCGGAGAAUGCGGUUUCUAUCAUUUUUCUAUAUACAUCUUGGUUUGCAUAUUUGGACAAGUGAUAUCCGUAUGGCACAUGUUAGGAAUCACCUUCCUGGGUGGGACGCCGCUGCACCACUGCUGGAUACCAGACUGGGCUACGCUCAAUGACUCAAUACCGCUAGUCGAGAGCGAUGACGGCACAUGGGAAUACAGCAGUUGUACUAUGUAUGACAACUAUACAGCGUCGAGUAACAGCACAGUGUCGUGUGAACAAGGCUGGGUGUACGAUCCGUCCCAUGAGCUCACUAUUGUCACAGAGUGGGAUCUUGUUUGUGACAAGUCCGCAUACGUCGACAUCUCUCAAGCCAUUUUUAUGACUGGAGUCAUGUUUGGUUCUGUUACAUUUGGUCAGCUAUCGGACAUCUUUGGCAGGCGACCAGUGUGGUUCCUUUCUCUUUGGGUUCAAUUGGUAAUAGCGGUCAGUGUAGCAUUCACCCAGAGCUACGCCGCCUUCACUAUUCUUCGCUUUUUUGUCGGUUUUCUUGAGCAGGGCGUGGACAUCACCGCAUAUGUUAUGGUUACUGAAAUGUUCACUCCUAAAUGGCGUACAUAUGCCGGUGUCAAUUUGACCAUAUUUUGGGCAAUUGGAAUAAUGAUAUUGCCGAUGAUGGCUUCUUCUAUUGAUCAUUGGCGAUAUUUACAACUGGCGAUAUCUCUACCAGCAGUUCUUUCCAUUCCUUUAUGGUGGAUCGUUCCGGAAACGCCCCGAUGGCUUCUGUCAAAGGCUAGGGUAGUAGACGCUGAGAAAAUAUUACAAAAGAUCGGAAGACGUCAAAGACGGAAUGUACCUGAUAACAUUCUCACUGACGAAGCAAACUAUCCUCCAAUUAAUAUGCAAAUAGUUAGCAGUGAGGGCGUUGUGGCUGAUGAGGCUCGCGAUAGUACGAACACCGCACCAGAAGACAAGGAUAGCAAUAAGAUUCAUCAUCUUGGCACGAUACCUGUACAUAUAAUUUCAGACGACGGCGACAGUUGUAAACAUUCCAGUGAAGUACAUUCUGAAAAAAACACAGAUAAUAAUUCUAUUGAGUCAACAGAUGAAAAUAAAGAUACUAAGAAGUAUAACAUCACAGAUUUAUUUAGAACGCCAACUGUGCGAAUGUAUUCCCUAAUUAUGAUAUUUGUCUGGAUGGUCAACAGUUUAGUUUACUAUGGGUUAUCACUCAACACAGACCUGCUGGCUGGCAACAAAUAUUUUAAUUUUUUUCUCAGCGGUGCUGUAGAAAUACCGGCAUAUAUAUUAUCAGCGUUCGCCAUAGAUAUAUGGGGUCGCCGUAUUCCGCUAUGUACAUUCCACAUCAUUGGUGGCGUAGCUUGUAUACUUACAGGGUUCAUUCCAGAAGAGACUAGUGACGGUACCGAUCUGUCAACACUGGUGGUGGUCAUUGCCAUGACCGGAAAAUUUGGAAUAGCGGGAUCCUUUGCUAUUGUCUUUCUAUAUUCCACUGAAUUGUUCCCCACCGUUAUAAGAAAUCUUGGAGUUGGUGCGUCGUCUUUUUCGUCCCGCAUUGGUGGAAUUCUUGCUCCUCUGAUCGUGUUACUGGAAGCAUAUGUUAGUGGUUUACCGUUGUUGAUAUUUGGAGUGUUAUCCGUGGCUGCCGGACUGCUUGUGCUUGUCUUACCUGAAACCAAAGGAAGGGUGCAACCUAAGACAAUUGAAGACGUCGAAACACGGUGA
This is a messenger RNA of Saccoglossus kowalevskii, 1749 nucleotides long. RefSeq names its product organic cation transporter protein-like. Gene Ontology annotation, cellular component: membrane. Gene Ontology annotation, biological process: transmembrane transport. NCBI's taxonomy places the organism in Eukaryota, Metazoa, Hemichordata, Enteropneusta, Harrimaniidae. Gene Ontology annotation, molecular function: transmembrane transporter activity. The record is from RefSeq and is a predicted model, not a curated record.